AUGAUAAAGCGAGCAGAAGCAGAUCCGACCCGAGGAAAUUAUGAAGAAGGGUUAGGCAACAAUGCUCUUUUUUAUGGUGCUCCCGGCACCGGAAAGACAGAAACCAUGAGAAAUCUUUGCGUGAAAGCUAAUAAGUAUCCAUUAGUAGUUGUUGCGGGUUCUGACCUAACUCCUACUGAUGCUGAUCAAAAAGCCGAAAUACUUCCCUUACAUAAAUUCGCUUAUACCAUUAGCGAGGAAGAAAACGGAGAAGUUAAGUAUAUGCUCUUUGUUGAUGAAGCAAACCAAAUUAGCAAUAAUUCUUUAAUUUUUCAACCAAAUCAGUUGAAAUUUCUUAAAGAUUGUUUAGAAAGUACAGAUAAGGAUAGAGAUAAAAAAUAUUCAACUAGUUUUGAUGGAACCUAUGAAAGCGUUCAAAAACUGACCAUGGAAAAAGUAUUAGAUGUUCGUUUAAGCGAAUUAAUUAAAAACACCGAAAAACAAUUAGACAACUUAAUAGAUGAAUUAGAAACAUCUAGAAAGGAUGGAAUUUGUACUUGUAUCGGAUGUGCCGCAGCCAUUGGAGUAUGUGUAAUAAGUGGAGGCAUGGCUACUCCCUUGAUAGAUCAGGAAAAUGUAGAAGCCGAAAAGAAAUUGCUGGAAAAUGAAAGAUAUCGCGAUGGAGUUAGAGCAGCCGAAAAUCAACUUAAAGAAAAUCAAAACACCAAAGCCAUGCUCACUGAACUCUUUGGGAAAAAGAACGGAACCAUCCCGCUUAAAGAUGGUGAAACCAAAGAAAGUAUCGAUCAACAAAUCGCUAUUCUUACUAACACUUUAAAACAAGGUGAAGAUAGAUAUAAUCAAUUACUUGGUGAUUUAAAAACCAUGCGGCAGCAAUUAUUAGGAGGAACUAACUUAAUGAAAAUGCUCGGCCUUGAUAAAUUGAAAACCAUGGAUAAGAUAAUGUUAAUCGAUCAGCAAGAAUACCUAAAUCUUUUUAAACACUAUAUUUUUGUCGAACGUGUUCUAAGCAAAAUUAAAGAGGACAUUAAAGAAGUAGAAAAGAUCACUGAUAUAGAAAAGCAAUGCAGUGAAGCACGCCUUUGUUUAAAUAAGCACCAAAAUAAUCUUGGUUAUAUGAUUGUUUGCUUCAAUAAUGGUAGAUUAUUUGAGAUGGGUGUUAAUGGUGAUACUACUGUUGGUGAAUAUCAAAAGA
Messenger RNA from Funneliformis geosporum, 1195 nucleotides. Lineage: Eukaryota; Fungi; Glomeromycota; Glomeromycetes; Glomerales; Glomeraceae. The record is from the annotation of a GenBank genome assembly.